Molecule: messenger RNA, 3358 nt
Organism: Gallus gallus (chicken)
Lineage: Eukaryota; Metazoa; Chordata; Aves; Galliformes; Phasianidae
Exons: 2
Coding region: 1-939 (312 amino acids)
Source: RefSeq, a predicted model, not a curated record
AUGGCGGGCGCGCGCGCGCCCCCCGCCGCCUCGCGCCCCUCGCCGCUCCCCGCCCGGCCGAGGGCUGCGCCCGCGGGAAGGAGGAGCCGCGGCCGCCCGAGGAGAAGGGCGGGGGGGCGGCGGCCGAGAGAACGCGCGUCCGGGCCCCCCCCCCCCGGCUCCGGCCUAGAUCGCCGCUGCGAGCUGCCCACAAUGGAUCCGGCCGGGCUCGGCGCCGCUUCCGUCCCGACAGGCCCCGGAUCGGGUCGAAUGGCAAAUGAACAACGGGCGGCUCCCACAAUGCACCGGGACGGCCGCCGCAGGGGAGGGGGAGCGCGAGCGGGGGGCGGGCGGGCGGCCGGGAAGGAGGGGGGGAAGCGGGGGGCAGCGGGGCGGGCGCGACAGCUGCGGCGCGUCACGAGCCCCGCCCCGCCCCGCCCACCGCGCGGCGACGAGAGGGGUGCGCGCCCCCUCGCCCUUCUCGGCCGUCCGCCUCGCGAGGGGCCGCGGUGGCUCCCUUCGCCCGCGCACGCGCGGGGGGCCCGCGGCUCUCGGUGGCGGCCGCGCCCGCGGGGCGGGGGGCUGCUGCCUCGGCCGCACGGAGCCGGGGGCGGCGGGGCGGCCGUCGGUGCCGGCGGGCUCGGCGGGAGCCGCGACGGAGCGGCCGGCGCUGGCGGCGGCAGCGCGUGCGGGACCGUUAGGCGCGGCGCGAGCCCGGCGCGUGCGGCGGUGGCGGCCGCGCACGUGCGGCGCGUCCCGACCCGACCGGCGGCGCUGGGGCCGCUCUCGGCGGGAAGGGCGAAGCGCGGCCGGCCCGGCCGGUUCGGGGGAGGGGGGGGUGCUGGGCCGCGCUCCGCCGCGCUCCUCGGGCGCCCCUCCUUUAGGGCCGUCGUUUACGGGACCGUCAGAUGGUCGGUUUGCUCAGAAAACCGUCCGUUCUGGCCGCGAGCAGAGCCCUGAAAGAUACGGGGAGAGAAACCUGCGAGGAGAGUUUGCAGGAGUGCUGUGAGUGGUGCACGGAACGCCGCGCAGGAGAACGCUUUCCUCCUUCCCAAACGUGCCUUGGGAAAAGUAAUUUCUCAAGUAGUUGGUAAUUGCUGCCAGGUACUUAGUGAAAAUUUAUCUUCUCUUGGGGUUGCGAUUAAGAAAAGCCUUCUGAAAUUCCAGGGACGGAUGGUGAAUCUCUGGUGGAUUAAAAGAGCUGCCUGAGGCAGGGUCACGUUUCCAGGAGGGGAAGGAAAGGUGCUCUGGGUUUCGGUGUGGAUUCGGAGCUGGGGAGGUGAAGCAUCGCGAAAUUUGCUGUGCCUCAGCGGGGCACGGGGUGGAGAUAGCGGUUCAACUCCAGAUCCGUCAGAGCAGAGGGUUCCCACGCACGACGCAGCCUCUGUGAAGCGCAGAGCGCGGCGGCAGUUCCUAAGCUCCCGGGCUUUGUGAUGCUUUCAUAUCCCCGAGCGUGAGAUCCUCGCCUGUCAGCGUUUGUCAGCCGACUGCUGCCUCGCACUCGGCUGCACUGCAGUUUCUCGACCGUUUGAAAACUGUACUGCUCUUAAAUGCUUGGCGUUGUAGAUUCUUUCUCACUGAAUCUUACUAAACUAGAACGGGUUGCAGCGAGCUUGCAUUAAGAAUCCCCGCAGGGAUCCACGUGUAGGGAGGAGACUUGUUGCAGCCGGGGGCAUAGCCUGCGUCCGGGAAUGUUUACAGCAUUCCCUGUGGGUGUCUGGGGAUGCACUGAGGUGCUUAGAAAGCGUGAGAGGAACUGCAGGAGAAGGAGCCAUAGGUCUCUGCAGUAGAGUGCAAAGAUAAUCAGCAUUUGAGUGCGGUGGCUAAUCUAGAAUUGCUAAUAAAAUUGAUAGGGAAUCAUAAAAUAAUUUAGAUUGGAAGGAACCUCUGGACUUGAAAGCGGGACUGGCCUCCAUUGCAUUGGGUUGCUCAGGGACAACGUCUCAAGCCUUUCCCGGACUGUUUGCUCAGCAAACCUUGUAGUGACGUAGCUCUUCCCAAAUAACCUCACUAAUUCCUUGCUUUGUCAGCCCGAUACGAGGGAUUCCACCCCCGUUCCUGCACUCAGCAUGAGGAUCUUAAUCAAACCGCUGUGGCUGAUUGGAGUGGUCCAUAGUGUCUCUGUGACACCAGAAUUUAGGUUGUAUGGGUGAAGUUGGUUCUUUCUACUGAAUGUCUUCACAAACACAGGUCUAACCGGGCAGUGUUAGCUUUCUCUUAGCACUUAACACACCCAAAAAAUUAAAACCUCUUAUCUUCACUGCAGAAGUUUUUAUUUUCAGACUCGUUUGUUGCAAGUGAAGUUUUAUUUUAAUGUUUGGACUAAAUAUUUGAAAAAAUCGUCCUGACAUGCUGUGGCAAGAAUGUGUUUAUAGUAACAUUAAUUUGCUGUUUCUUCAUAAGCAGUUUUUCACUUCCCCUGUCAAACCCACGCACCACUGAGGUUUAUAGCUGGAAAUAAUCACCAAACGUGCAGUUCGUGGUCAUUUUUAACGUGCAUUUUCCCCGCUAUAGUCUCUUGAGAGUCAGUAGCAUUUACUACCAAAGACCAUGUAUUCAGACAUUGGAACUGGAACAGGUUGCCCAAGGAGGUUGUGGAUGCCCCAUCCCUGGAGGCAUUCAAGGCCAGGCUGGAUGUGGCUCAGGGCAGCCUGGUCUGGUGGUUGGCGACCCGGCACAUAGCAGGGGGGUUGAAACCAGAUGAUCUUUGUGGUCCUUUUCAACCCCGGCCAUUCUGUGAUUCUAUGAUUAACAAACAUCUCUUUCCUUUCCCAUGCUUUGACCAGAAAAUGCUGGAGAGAACUCUCCACUGCUUUACUGCCCCAGUCCUAUAGAUAGUACGUGCUGUUUUAUUCAGUCUGAAAUCCAAUUCUCCAGUUAGAACAUUCAGCGUUCUUGUUUCUCUGAUAAUCCCUUGGUUCUUUCCGCUUCUUUCUCCUCUAUUACAGAAAGACCUACAAAUCUCCCACGGUUCACUGACAAAAAUUGGUAAAGUGAUGUAGCUUCCUGUAAAUGAAGAGCUCUCAUGCCUCACAUGAGGGAGUGGAAUAAAUAAUGGAUGCUUCACGUUACGUGUGCCCACUGCAGUGUGGCAUCUUGCACCGCUUCUAGAAUAACGCACACCUAAACUGUGCUGUUACCAGUCCCUGGCAUUGCUUUGUUGAAAGGUAAUAAUUGAGCAGGAUACCAUGAAGAGAAGCAAAUAUUGCAUGAACUCCUGUUUAUCGCUCUGUGUGCUUAUAUAUACAUAUAUGAAGAGAAUGAUUUAUAAAACUGCUUAGAGGAUGGAUAUCAUUGCUGAUAAAUUCCGUAUGUAAUACUGUUCAAAUUCCAUACUACUAAAUUUAAUGCUAUUAAAAUGCCAUUGAAGCAUUUAAAA